ACCAGAGCUUCUCCUCUCGUUUCCAAGAAGGCAAGAAGCCAAGAACCACCAUGGCGUCUCAUUCAGAGCAAUGCGGUGUUGAUCGGCUACUUUUUGCCGCUUACUGUGGAGAGCUCCAUCUCUUUAAGAAGGUGGCUGUGAAGUUAGAUUGGGGUGAAGGAUUAGCAAAAACGGUUGCUGAUAUUAAGGAUUCAAAUGGACAAGGCGCGCUUCACCACGCCGCUGCAGGAGGAAGGACUCAAGUAUGCAAGUGUUUGUUAAAGGAACUGAAACUUGAUGUGGAUGUGAAAGACGGAAGAGGUGCCACCCCAUUUUUUCACGCAAUUUUAGGAGGGCAUAUUGCAACCGCAAACUAUCUUCUUAAAAAUGGAGCAGACCCUGCUACGCCAAAUGUAGUUCUUCAUCAUAUUUUUACACCACUAAUGUUAGCUAUUCUUGCCCAGUCAUUUGAGUGCACAAAGCUGCUACUUAAGGAAGGUGCAGGUCCAAAUAUUGGUUCCUUUGGGAUAACUCCCUUGGGAAUUGCAGCUUCUGAAGGGGAAACUGAAAUGAUCAAAUGUUUAUUGAAAGGAGGAGCUGAUCCAAAUAUUCCCAAUUUUUAUGGUCUGAAGCCUAUAGAGGUUUCUGCACUAAAUGGCAAUUAUGAAGAUGUCAUGAUUCUUUUUCCUAAAACUUCACCCAUUCAAGCUAUUUCUCACUGGAGCCCUGCUGGAAUAAUUAGGCAUAUGCACUCUGAAGAAGCCAGGCAAAAGAGAAAUCUUCAGUUAAAAGAGAAAUUUAUGGAGUUAAAAGCAAAGGGAGAGGAUGCAUUCAAGAGAAAGGAGUAUCUAAUGGCAAUAAGGUGGUACACAGAGGCCAUGAAUGCGGACCCUUUGGGUGCAACUUUACUGUCGAAUAGGAGUCUGUGUUGGGCCCGGCUGAAAGAAGGAGAGCGUGCUUUAUCCGAUGCUACUGCUUGUAUAAUGCUGAGGCCUGACUGGCCAAAGGCCUACUACAGGGAAGGUGCAGCAUGGAUGCUAUUGAAGGAAUUCGGUAGGGCAGCAGAUGCCUUUUCCAAUGGUUUGGAUCUUGAUCCUGAGAACAGGGAGCUUCAAAAGGCUUUCAGUGGCAGUUCUUGGGUGGGGCUCAUGCUUUUACGGUUUAAUAGCGAUGCUGUUGAAGCGAGUAUAAAUUCCUUGGAAAUCUAACGAGAAGAGGCUACUUUGAUGCUGGAGUGUGAGCGAUUCGCUGUCAACUUGGAGCUCUCUGUCUUGUAAAUAGUGUUACACGUUGAACUGAAAACUGCAGUGUGGAAAAGUAAAACAUGUUCAAGAAAAGUGGACAAAUCACGACUGGUUUGUAAGAAAUAUCUCGUUUUUUUCUGGCAGUUGUAAGACUGUUGGAUUGCUGGAUAUAAUGGUAGGGUACUGAUAUUAUAUAAAAUUAUGAGGAUAAAUU
Nelumbo nucifera (sacred lotus) is the source of this 1437-nucleotide messenger RNA. The record is from RefSeq and is a predicted model, not a curated record. NCBI's taxonomy places the organism in Eukaryota, Viridiplantae, Streptophyta, Magnoliopsida, Proteales, Nelumbonaceae.